This is a messenger RNA of Myotis brandtii (Brandt's bat), 2150 nucleotides long. RefSeq names its product CUGBP Elav-like family member 2. The transcript has 9 exons. Gene Ontology annotation, biological process: mRNA splice site recognition; regulation of alternative mRNA splicing, via spliceosome. Gene Ontology annotation, cellular component: ribonucleoprotein complex; cytoplasm; nucleus. Gene Ontology annotation, molecular function: mRNA 3'-UTR binding. NCBI's taxonomy places the organism in Eukaryota, Metazoa, Chordata, Mammalia, Chiroptera, Vespertilionidae. The coding region runs from base 409 to 1275 and encodes 288 amino acids. The record is from RefSeq and is a predicted model, not a curated record.
GUAAAUGAUUGCGGGUAAAGUCUGGAGGCUUCAGGCUUGAUCUGUGUUUGUUCCAAAAGAAAGCCAAGGAGGACGGUGUUAAUAAAGAGAGAUUUAACGGAGAGCUGUGCUUGGAAUAAAGUGGGCUACAAAAAGGUCAAAUUUGAUCAGUUGGAGCAGAUUACAAGGGCUUUAAACGGUGGUGUGGAGAAAUGAGCCGGGGCUGGGAAGGAAUAUAGCACAAGAUUGAUUUGGGGGGUGGAGAAAAGCCAGGACAAGUGCUUAUCAAUCCUAGAAGUAAGAAGAGCUGUGCUGGGCGCCCCAUGGCUCUGGCCUGAGCCAAGAAGCAGGCUGGCUGGUUUCUCCCCCUGCACCCACCCCUUCUCCCCUCCUCUCGGAUUGGAUUCGCCUUCAGCUGCCUCUUAGACAAUGGUUUCCUUAAUCUCUGACUUGGAUCCACUCAAAGACUGGAAAGUUUUAAGAGAGACGACCACAGAGUUAGCUGGAAGCCUACCAAGUAACGGCACAGCCAACAAGAUGAACGGCGCUUUGGAUCACUCCGACCAGCCAGACCCAGAUGCCAUUAAGAUGUUUGUCGGGCAGAUCCCCAGGUCUUGGUCGGAAAAGGAGCUGAAAGAACUUUUUGAGCCUUACGGAGCUGUCUACCAGAUCAACGUCCUCCGGGACCGGAGUCAGAACCCUCCCCAGAGUAAAGGUUGUUGUUUCGUAACGUUUUAUACAAGAAAAGCUGCACUUGAGGCCCAGAAUGCACUGCACAAUAUUAAAACUUUACCUGGGAUGCAUCAUCCCAUUCAGAUGAAACCUGCGGAUAGUGAGAAGUCAAACGCUGUGGAAGACAGAAAGUUGUUCAUAGGAAUGGUUUCGAAGAAAUGUAACGAGAAUGAUAUCAGGGUGAUGUUCUCUCCGUUCGGCCAGAUAGAAGAGUGCCGGAUCCUCCGGGGGCCCGACGGGCUGAGUCGAGGCUGUGCGUUUGUCACAUUUUCUACAAGGGCAAUGGCACAGAAUGCAAUCAAAGCCAUGCAUCAGUCUCAGACCAUGGAGGGCUGCUCUUCACCUAUCGUGGUGAAGUUCGCUGACACGCAGAAGGACAAAGAGCAAAGACGCCUCCAACAGCAGCUGGCGCAGCAGAUGCAACAGCUCAACACUGCCACCUGGGGGAACCUGACGGGUCUGGGCGGACUCACCCCACAGUACCUGGCGCUCCUGCAGCAGGCCACCUCCUCCAGCAACCUGGGCGCCUUCAGCGGCAUUCAGCAGAUGGCGGGUGAGUGGUGAACCACGCCUUUCCUCUGACUGUGCUGUUGUCUGAAUCCAGGGGGUUCAGAGGGCAAAGGAAAGCAGCAGCGGGGACAAAGAAGAACAAAAGCAAUUAGCAGCCCUCUUUGCUCUCUGGUUGGGGUGUAAAAAUUAGACUAGCUGUGGGAAAGCUGCCCUCCUGCCUCAGGCAUUUCCAGCAGUAGUAACGUGGGGGCACAGCGCGUUCCUGCAUAGUACACCCGUUGUCUUAUUUUUAAAAUUGGGAUUGGUUACUGGGGAAUUUCCAGCAAGAUUCUUGUAUCCAGGGCAGCCAAAAUGAUUAAUGUCCUUCUAAAAUUUUAAUAAUAGGCGCUCAAUAAAAAAACGGUCUGACCUCCAUAAUGAAAGCCUGGACUGCAGGCCUGUCUAUAAUGGUCUGUGUCCCCUGACGUCCACAGACAAUGAACAGGGUGCCUUUUCCACUGUAGUCCCCCAGUUGACAGAAUUGGGCAUCAGACGCUUUUAUGUGAAAGCAUAAUCUUUGUUCUUGAGAGAAAUCAAAGUGUGGCUGGAUUUGAAAGGCAGCGCGCGAAGGGUUGCUUUUUCUAAUGAGCUGUGUCAGCGGUGAGGAGGUGCGGUGACUAGUGACAGGUCACUCCUGCUGUGUCACCUUCAGGCUGGUCCCCUAACUUUCCACAGGGCGGGGCAGGCCGCUUGUGCAAGAAAUUGGAACACAGGUGCCAUUCACCUGCCGCGAGGAACAGCCAGAGCGCUUUUUCCUCGUUUCUUUCCAGAGAGGUGGGGAGCCAGGGCUAGGAGAAGCACAAGUUUUUGCCCCGUUAAAAUCAGGCAGUUUGUUUUAAUCAAGGACACCCUGAGUCAAUGUGCAGAAUAAAAGCCAUGAUGAAAACUCC